CAGGCUCGGCCUCAGCUGCGGGCAGAUGGUGAUCACGAUGGCGCGCUCGCAGGGCCGCCGCCUGGAGUACUGCGUGCUCCUGGAGGAAGACAGGAGCAGCCAGGACGGCCGACGCUUCAAGCCGCCCUCGGUGUGCGGCCUGGAGGCGCGCCAGAAGCGGAGCCCUGCCAACCUGACCCGCUGCGGCUCCAGCCGGGAGCUGAGGAGAGGGAAACGGGUGGAGGUCAUGUUCAGUGACCUGCCCCCGGGCCAGAGGUACAUUGUUCGCGCCAUGGUACGGCCCGAGGGCGGCCGGUUCCUCCCCUACAAGCUCAGACAGGUGAAGGUACCCGCCUGUCGGGACCAAUCACAGCUAUCCAACGAGCUGACGGAGACGAAUGCGCUGCGGCCGGGACCGGUCCCAGAGCAGCUGUACGGGGACACGGCCGCGUCCGCCGACGAGCAGGCCGAGGAGGCCGACAACAGGCUGACGGACCAGCCCUGACCCGAGCUCGUGACGCCCACGGACCCGGACCAGCCGUCACGGACCAGCGGCGACCUGAAGCUGUGGAGCCCCGCGGCGCUGAGCCACCUCCAGCGCGCUGCUGACCCCCGCGGUGCGCAUGCGCGGUGACCCGGGACAAUCCGUCACGAUCGCGCGUAGGCCGCGUCGCUGAUCGCCGUCACGAGCGGUCUCGACGCCGCCGCGACAGCUUGUGUGAGCGGCGCGUGAGCCGUGUGUAUGCGCCGAGGGGAGGGGAAGUGUGUGGGGAGGGGGCGGAUGGCGGCUCUCGAGGCCUGUCUGCACGUGCCAGACUCCCGGGGUGGAGCCGGCGGGAUGACUCCGACCGGCCGACGCGCCACUACGGCAGCGGGAGGCGCCGGUUCACGCCGAGCCGGCUGACGUCAGUGCCAACAAUCGCGAGCGUUCUGAAGAGCAUUGAACAACUAACAGCUCUGCGGCAGCAUCAGCGUCAGGAGCAGAAGCAGGGGACCUGGCCGACCAGCCGCCGGUCCCGUGGUCUCGCGCGCACCGAGGGCCGCGGCAAGGCAGGACAUCUGGCUCAUCACCGAUCAUUAAUUACGACGAUCAGUUGUCUGGUCUGUGCGAAGGCGGAUGUCAUUUGUUUGGUAAAAAAAGCGUAACGGCUGGGUUGGUCAUCCUGAA
Pollicipes pollicipes is the source of this 1147-nucleotide messenger RNA. RefSeq lists its product as uncharacterized. The transcript has 4 exons. The coding region runs from base 26 to 484 and encodes 152 amino acids. NCBI's taxonomy places the organism in Eukaryota, Metazoa, Arthropoda, Thecostraca, Pollicipedomorpha, Pollicipedidae. The record is from RefSeq and is a predicted model, not a curated record.